Molecule: messenger RNA, 2248 nt
Organism: Dendroctonus ponderosae (mountain pine beetle)
Lineage: Eukaryota; Metazoa; Arthropoda; Insecta; Coleoptera; Curculionidae
Product: muscle LIM protein 1
Exons: 10
Coding region: 126-1598 (490 amino acids)
Biological process (GO): muscle tissue development; sarcomere organization
Cellular component (GO): cytoplasm; nucleus; Z disc
Molecular function (GO): structural constituent of muscle; actinin binding
Source: RefSeq, a predicted model, not a curated record
AUCCAUAGACUAGGCUGGAUCUGCCUGCUUCCCUUGCAUUCGAAUACGGUGGUUGUUUCUAAGAGGAUAUCUCCUAGACCACUUAGUUUUACGAUCCGACCAGGUCGACUAAAUAAUUCAUCAAAAUGCCUUUCAAGCCAGUAGAACACCCAAAAUGCCCCAAAUGCGAGAAAUCCGUCUACGCUGCCGAAGAACGUGUAGCUGGAGGAUACAAAUUCCACAAAUCCUGCUUUAAAUGCGGCCUUUGUGGAAAAAUGUUGGACUCCACCAACGUAACUGAACACGAGGCUGAGCUUUACUGCAAGAACUGCCACGCCCGCAAAUACGGACCUAAAGGUUACGGUUUCGGUGGCGGUGCUGGAUGUCUCAGUAUGGACACUGGAUCCCAUCUCCAAGGGGACGAUAUUGUCAUCAACAGAGCUGUUCUGCUCCCAAAGGCCAUUGCUAAAGCACCUGAAGGCGAAGGAUGUCCCAAAUGUGGAGGAUUUGUUUACGCUGCUGAGCAAAUGCUUGCUAGGGGACGUGCGUUCCACAAAUCUUGCUUCAAAUGCGGAGAAUGCAGCAAAAGAUUAGAUUCUGUCAACGUGACCGAGGGUCCUGACAAGGACAUCUACUGCAAAGUUUGCUACGGAAAGAAGUUCGGUCCCAAAGGAUACGGAUACGGUCAAGGUGGCGGCACCUUGCAAAGCGACACCGUCUCCAUCAGUGGGCAAGCUCCUAAGAUUACCGUUAUUGAUACGGCCUGCAUCAAGGCUGCACCAGGUGAAGGUUGCCCCCGUUGCGGAGGUGUCGUCUUCGCAGCUGAAGAAGUUCUGGCUAAAGGUCGCCCAUGGCAUCGCAAGUGCUUCAAGUGCCACGAUUGCCACAAAACUCUCGAUUCUAUCAUCGCUUGCGACGGUCCAGACCGCGAUGUUUACUGCAAAACUUGCUACGGCAAAAAGUGGGGACCUCAUGGUUAUGGAUUCGCUUGCGGUAGUGGCUUCUUGCAGACCGAUGGGCUGACCGAGGACGAGAUCUCUCAAAAUCGGCCAUUCUACAAUCCCGACACUACUUCGAUCAAGGCUGCACCUGGUCAAGGAUGCCCACGUUGUGGGGGCGCUGUAUUUGCUGCUGAACAACAGCUGGCCAAGGGAACUAUGUGGCACAAGAAGUGCUUCAACUGCGCCGAAUGCCAUCGUCCUCUGGACUCGACUUUGGCUUGCGAUGGUCCCGAUAAGGAAGUCCAUUGCCGUGCUUGCUACGCCAAACUUUUCGGACCUAAAGGUUUCGGCUUUGGACACAGUCCCACUUUAGUGUCCACUGGGGGAGCUGCAACGGCCAUUCACGAUCCCCGUCCAAACAGCGGAUCGCGAGCCGCCCCUGGACAUGGUUGCAGGAGGUGCGGAUACCCCGUCUAUGCUGCUGAGCAAAUGGUCAGCAAGAGCGGAAUCUUCCACAAGAGGUGCUUCAGUUGCUCGGACUGCGGUCGCUCUUUGGAUUCAACCAACCAAAAUGACGCUCCCAAUGGUGAAAUUUACUGCAGAGGAUGCUACGGGCGCAAUUUCGGGCCCAAAGGAGUCGGUUUUGGAAUGGGGGCUGGAACACUUACCAUGGCUUAGACUUUGUCAAACUGCUCUUUCUUAAUCAACUGGAAACAUUCGCAAAACUCGAACACCUUGAGGAAAGUUUGAAAUACUAGUAUGUUCUGAACGCAAAAAGGCGACGCGACAGGCCUGGACAUUUAACAACGAAUUUUUAUGAUCUUGUCGAAUUUUUGUGUUUUCGAAUAUUUGCAGUUUUCAUUUUGUAGACAUUGAUUAAGACUGCUGUAAAAUAUUAAUUACACUUAACUUCAUGAGGAUAUCCCCGCUUAUUAAACCGAAGUCAACAGUUGCGCACCUUAAAUAAGGAUUAUUUAAUCUAGGGUAAACAUUAGCUUCACUGAAAGCACAUUUUUGAAAGGUAUUUUUUAAAUGAUUUUUAUAAUAUAUACAAUUCCACAAUUUAACGAGACUCAGAGGGAACAUAAGACUCAGACCGCUGGUUUCCGGACACCAGCCCCAGAACACGGAUGUACUUCCUUCGAACGAAGCAGGUCGACCUGAGAAAACAUUUUUUUUUUUGUAUAUAUCUACACUGGCCAUUUUUAUGGUCUAUAUCGAACGGAUGCUUAGCGCUUUGCAAAUAUGUAAUGUUUUUCGCUGUAUAUUAUACGAUUUUUUCUUUAGAUGUAAAUCUUACUUCAAAUAAACGAUUUAGAAAUGAUAAA